This is a messenger RNA of Thalassophryne amazonica, 1974 nucleotides long. RefSeq names its product AN1-type zinc finger protein 5-like. The transcript is spliced from 6 exons. Lineage: Eukaryota; Metazoa; Chordata; Actinopteri; Batrachoidiformes; Batrachoididae. The record is from RefSeq and is a predicted model, not a curated record. Gene Ontology annotation, molecular function: zinc ion binding; DNA binding. Bases 150 to 833 code for a protein of 227 amino acids.
CCAUAAGCAAAUGUGUUGCAUUUCGCCUUAAUUUUUGGCUAACCCAAAGCAGCUAGCGUUAGGUAGCGUUGUUGAACUUGCUAAAGUAGUUUGUCUUAAUAAUUCACGCGUUUCUUGUCGAAAAUUCUCUUUAGUUGCUUUUUUACUCCAUGUCGGUUCACCAGGUGCCAGACAUUGCUAUGGCCCAGGAAACCAAUCAGAGCCCAGUUCCUAUGCUGUGUACCACUGGCUGUGGUUUCUACGGUAACCCUAGGACCAAUGGCAUGUGCUCUGUGUGCCACAAGGAGCACCUGUCAAGACAGAACAAUGGAGGAGUCAGUUCAUUGAGUGUUGUGGGCGGCAGUAGCCCCUCAGCUGAGGCAUCUGCCAUCCAGAGGUUGGAGGCGACUUUGAAUAAUGCUGCAGCUGCUGCGGUUGCUGCUGCAGAGGAGGCCGCUGCCUCUGCUGACACGAUUGAUCCUUUCAGUGGAAUUUCAGCAGCGUCUUCUGUCAUGCAGCAGAUGACAGAAAUGAGCCUCUCCUGUGAGGAGAAAGCAGCAGAGCUCACAGAGCCAGUGGUGAGUCAGCCCACAGUUUCAUCUUCCUAUCAUGCCACUGCUGUCACUGAAGAGUCCAAAACCCCUGAGCCCCCAAAACACAAGAAAAACCGCUGCUUUAUUUGCCGCAAAAAGCUUGGACUAACAGGUUUUGACUGUCGCUGUGGGAAUCUGUUCUGUGGUUUUCACCGUUAUUCUGAUAAGCACAACUGUCCAUACGACUACAAAGCCGAUGCCGCUGCCAAGAUCCGCAGAGAAAAUCCUAUGGUUGUUGCUGACAAGAUCCAAAGAAUAUGAAUGGGAGUACUUGAAAAGUGGGAGGAAUUCUUUAAACCUGGACUUGAGCCUGACCUUCGUCCUGAAGGAUUUUUCUUUUUUUCCCCCCCCCCCUUGCUCCAAUCAAUACACAUUCAAGACUUUCCUCUCACUGCAUGAAACUUCAGUUUGACUUUCAGCUUUCUUUUCCUCUGUGACUUGGAAACUUUAAAUCUAGAGUGUUUGUGGAAAUCCCAGAGGGACAAAUCAGCCCUUUACGGAAUGUUGCAGAUGAGCAUCCUGCAGUCUAUCGUGCAGUCACACCAGAAUCGUUUGAACUCUGCUUGGACAGUUUUUAGACACUUGGGGCUGUUUUCACUCUCACUGUUACUGCUAUUGGCUGACGGCACUGACUCAGCUGUGCUUGCUCUCUGCUGGCUCGAGGAGCAAAAGGUGUGUGUGUGGGAGGUAGUCACCGGCCCUAUUUAAACCUUCCUGACUUAUAAGUUUGCAUCCUGGUGGGUUUUGCCAAACUGAAAAGUUUCCCUGCAGGAAUCUGAUAUGCAGCUCAGUUGCAGCCACUUUUUUUGGUUGUUGGGGGAUGCACACGUUUUGUUUUCCUCCUGCUCUGUAUGCCCGUUGUCUGUUGUUGAUCUUGGACUGAGUGAAUCACGCUGUGUUUCGAUGCAGACACUGUGAUUUCCUGCUACUCUGGUUAAACGGCCGCUUUGAUAGCCAUCUGCUGAAGUUGCAGAAUCAAUGUCGGAUUCUUUUUUUUGUUCCUGAAAUGUUUCACAAAAGUUGUGUUGUGUGACAAGUAGCCUGAACUUGAAUUAAUUUUGCCUUUAAUAAGGAUAGCUCAACUAAUGUUUUCAUCUUUUACUCCAUGUUUGAAUGUUUGUGUGUUUCCUUCAUGUGAGCUGAAGGUUUUUAUGUUAUUUGGUGUGAUUAUUGACAACUUUUUUUUUUUGAGUACACGUUGAUGGCUGGUGAUGUUGGUCUGGUGCAUUUAUGUAGUGAGACCUGUGAACGUAGCUAAUUUUCUUAAUUUUGGUCUGCCUUUUUUAUUACUCCUUAGUUAUGCACGUUUGUACAGAUAUCUUUAUUUAUAUACAGCAGUGCUUAAUCUUCCUAAUCCUACAGAAUAAAGUCAUGUGAAUAAAUUAUGUUCACAUGUUUAGAA